AUGCAACUGCAACAUUAUUCGAUUCGUCUACUUUUUGUGAUCCUAACAUGUUUAUCUAUCAGUAUUCAUCAGUCUCUUGGAGUUGAAAUGAUCUCAGUAAAUCACUCUGUUUCUGGAAAUCAAAGUAUCGUCUCUUCAGGCGAAAACUUUGAAUUAGGAUUCUUUAAACCUGGUAGUUCGAAAAAUUACUAUCUUGGUAUAUGGUAUAAGAAUGUAAUUACACAAACAAUAGUAUGGGUAGCAAACAGGGAGAAGCCACUUUCUGCUACUGAUAUGAAUUCUGUUGAGUUGAAAGUUUUGGAUGGUAAUUUAGUGCUUAUGACUGAAUCCAAAAACUUGUUUUGGUCAACAAAUAUCAGCAACACAAUUAGUUCAAAUACACUAAUGGCAAUUCUUUCUGAUGAUGGUAAUUUGAUUUUGAGUGAUGGAUCAAAUUCAACUACACCACUUUGGCAAAGCUUUGAUAACCCGACUGAUACAUGGUUACCGAAUGCUAAGGUGAAGUAUGACAAGCGUACGAAUACAACAAAGAUACUUACUUUUUGGAAGAACUCAGAGGAUCCUUCUCCGGGGAUUUUUUCCGUGGAGAUGGAUCAGAGUAAUAAGCAGUUCUUGAUAAAGUGGAACAGGACUGAGCUGUACUCAGCUUCUGGAUCUUGGAAUGGGCGUAUUCUCAGCUUGAUGCCUGAGAUGAGUUUGAAUUCUGAUAGAUACAGCUUUACAUAUGUUGAUAAUGAAAAUGAGAGCUAUUUUAUGUAUUCCCUUCGUAACUCUUCCAAAAUUAGAUUAACACUAGAUGUCUCUGGGCAAAUCAGGCAUCUGAUUUGGGCGGAAAAUUUAAUGGAAUGGCAAAUUUUUACAUCUCAACCAAGACAACCGUGUGAGGUGUAUGCUAGUUGUGGUGCCUUUAGCAUUUGCAAUAAGGAGUCCACGACCUUCUGUAAUUGCUUGACUGGUUUCACACCUAAAUCCAAUACAGAAUGGGACUUGAAUGAUCAUUCCGGUGGCUGUGUAAGGAAGGAAAGCUUGCAGUGUGGUGAUGGUAAAAAGGGCAGGUUUUUGAUGAAUCCCAACGUGACAUUGCCCGAAUAUUCCAUAUCUGUUCCGGCUGCUAGUGCUGAGGAAUGCCAUUCUACUUGCUUGAGUAACUGUUCCUCAUGUAAUGCAUAUGCUUAUGAUAAUAAUGUGUGUUCAAUUUGGAAUGAAGUUGUGAAUCUGAAGCAACUCUCACCAGGAGAUGGUAGUGGAAGUGUGAUUUAUACCAGACUUGCUGUCUCUGACGAAGCAUACGGUGAAGAUGCAAAAUCAGGGAGAUUUUCCCUGAAGCUUAAAGUUAUCAUAUCUGGCGUGGUAGCCGUUGCAAUUCUACUUCUAUGUAGCUUUAGCUACAUUUAUUGUAGUAGAAUGAUGGCGAAGAAAACAGCAAGCCAACAAAGCACAGGAGGCAAUCCAGUGCCACAUUGGUUCAACAGAGAAAAAGAAGCACAAAACCUGAUUAACGAAAAUGAUAAGCAAAACAUCGCCGUUCCAUUCUUUUGUUUGGAAAACAUAUUAGCAGCCACAGAUCAUUUCUCAGAUGUAAAUAAACUUGGACAAGGAGGUUUUGGUCCUGUUUAUAAGGGUAUAUUUUCAGAUGGACAAGAAAUUGCUGUGAAAAGGCUAUCAACCCAAUCUAGACAGGGCAUUGAAGAAUUCAGGAACGAAGUCAUACUGAUCUCGAAACUUCAACAUAGAAAUCUAGUCAGACUUUUAGGCUACUGUAUCACAGGGUAUGAACAGAUUCUACUUUACGAGUAUAUGUCAAACAAAAGUCUAGACACCUUCAUAUUCGAUCCAACAUUUAGCAAGUCAUUGAAGUGGAAAAAACGAUUUGAGAUCAUAUUAGGAAUUUCUCGAGGGCUUCUCUAUCUUCAUGAAGACUCAAGGCACAGAAUUAUUCAUAGAGAUCUGAAAACAAGUAACAUUCUUUUGGAUCAACAAAUGAACCCCAGAAUAUCAGACUUUGGCUUGGCAAGGAUAGUUGAAGAACAAACAACAGAAACAAAUACCAAAAAAGUUGUUGGAACUUACGGAUAUAUGUCUCCUGAAUAUGCAUUGGAAGGUGUAUUUUCGAUUAAGUCAGACGUAUUCAGCUUAGGAGUAGUUAUACUGGAGAUAGUAACCGGAAGGAGAAACACAGGAUUUUAUCAAUCUAAAGAAGCAUCUAACCUUUUGGUCCAUGCAUGGAAUUACUGGAAAGAAAAAAGAGCACUACAUUUGCUGGAUCAUUCAUUGCUCGAAUCAUGCGACCCGAAAGAAGCAAUGACGUGCAUAAACGUUGGGCUCUUAUGUGUGCAAGAAGAUCCAGGUGAUCGUCCUUCCAUGUCAAAUGUUGUAAUGAUGCUUCGUAGUGAUAGUACGUCUCUUCCAAAGCCUAAUCAACCUGCUUUUGUGUCAAGGAGAAAUGUUUCUAAUUCAACUUCUGUUUCAUCUGGUACACCACCUAGCUUCACCAAAAUUGAGUUGANUGGAAGGAGUAUUCUCGAUUAA
Messenger RNA from Solanum stenotomum, 2529 nucleotides. RefSeq names its product G-type lectin S-receptor-like serine/threonine-protein kinase At4g03230. Gene Ontology annotation, biological process: recognition of pollen; protein phosphorylation. NCBI's taxonomy places the organism in Eukaryota, Viridiplantae, Streptophyta, Magnoliopsida, Solanales, Solanaceae. The record is from RefSeq and is a predicted model, not a curated record. The coding region runs from base 1 to 2529 and encodes 842 amino acids. The transcript has 7 exons. Gene Ontology annotation, molecular function: ATP binding; protein serine/threonine kinase activity.